UCGACUGUUGUGUGAUGUGAAGAUGGCAGGCCCGGAGCACCAGCCGCACUUUUCUCUGUGUUUCUGUGAUUUCAUGAGGCUGCUGUGGUCCCUGGUUGUACCCUGCGCCUACCUUAGCCUGGUCCUGACCCUCGUCCUGCUGCUGCUCCUGCUGGGGGUCCGCAUGUGGCUGCAGGGCCGCCGCAAGGCCCGCCGGACCCAGGACGGCGGCCCCGCGGUGGCCUUCUUCCACCCGUACUGCAACGCCGGAGGAGGCGGGGAGCGGGUCCUCUGGUGCUCCCUGAGGGCCCUCAUGCACCGAUACCCCGGCGUCUCCUUUGUGGUUUACACGGGCGACCAGGGCGUGACGGGCGAGCAGAUUGUGGAAGGGGCCCGACGGCGUUUCAACAUCACGCUGCCUCGACCGGUCGCCUUCGUCUUCCUGCGUCACCGCGUGCUGGUGGAGGCCAGUUCUUACCCUCACUUCACCCUGCUGGGACAGAGCGCCGGCUCCAUGUUUCUCGGCUGGGAGGCGCUCACGGCAUUCGUUCCUGACCUGUACGUGGACUCGAUGGGCUACGCCUUCACUCUGCCCAUCUUCCGCUACCUGGCAGGCUGUAAGGUGGCGAGCUACGUUCACUAUCCCACCGUCAGCACCGACAUGCUGUCUGUGGUCCGAGAGAGGAACCCCAGAUUCAACAACGCAGACUUCAUCUCCAGGAACCCCGUGCUGAGCGCGGUCAAGGUGGUGUACUACUGCUGCUUCGCUCUGCUGUACGGACUGGCCGGCUCCUGCAGCGACGUCAUCAUGGUGAACUCCACCUGGACGCUGGGACACAUCUUGGCUCUGUGGCGCUCCCCGAGCCGCACCUGCGUGGUCUACCCGCCCUGCGACGUCAGGGCCUUCCUGGACGUCCCGCUGGAAGAGGAAGAUGAAGACGAGGCGGAGGAGGGCUGGGAGGAGCUCGGGCGGGAGCUGGGGAGCGGAGAGGAAGGGAAUGGAGGAGCGGGAGGGGACAGGAAGUGCCACUCCAUCGUGUCGGUGGGUCAGUUCAGGCCGGAGAAGGACCACCGGCUGCAGAUCAGAGCGUUUCGCAGGCUGCUGGACAGGAAGGCGGAGGGGCCCGGGGGGCGGGAGUCGCUGCGGUUGGUGUUGAUCGGCGGGUGCAGGAACCAGGAGGACGAGGAGAGGGUGCUGAUGCUGCGGGGGCUCUGCCAGGAGCUGGACGUGUCCGACCGCGUCCACUUCAAACUCAACGUGCCGUUUGAGGAGCUGAAGAGAGAACUGGUGGACGCCACCAUCGGUCUGCACACCAUGUGGAACGAGCACUUUGGAAUAGGUGUGGUGGAGUGCAUGGCUGCAGGCACCAUCGUUCUGGCUCAUAAGUCCGGAGGUCCAAAGCUGGACAUCGUGGUGCCGUACGAAGGAGGACGGACGGGCUUCCUGGCCGACACCGAGGACGGCUACGCCGCUGCCAUGGAGACCAUCCUGUCGCUGUCCCCGACGGCCAGACUGGAGAUCCGACGUAACGGCCGGCGCUCUGUGGAGCGAUUCUCCGACCAGGAGUUUGAGGAUAGCUUCCUCGCUGCCACGGAGUCUCUGAUGAGUAAACUGGAGCGAUGAGGAAGAGCAGACGAGGCUCGGUGUCCACCAGGGACCAGGACUUUAUCUGUCAUGGGGUUUUUUAUUAGUGCCACACAGGUACACGGGGUGAAGAGUGAGGGUCGUAUCUACGUUUAAAACAAGCUGAGCUUCCAGCGCUGCUAGAAAAGAGUGACACGAAGCGUCCUUCAUUUAAAAUAAUAUAAAGGAGAGGACUUCCUGGUGGACACAGAUCUCAAACUGUCCUUCUAAUCCACCGAGAUGAACAAGCAGAAUCAGUCAUACGGGACAUUUGUGUCAAACUCAUGUGAGUGUCAGUUCAGGUGUUUUCAGGGGUAGAAGACAGAGUUUGUGGCAUCUGGAAGGAGCUGGAAGCGACACCAGCAGACGUCUGUGAGCUCUCCCUCCACAGAGCUCAGACCUGUUGAGCUUUAACAUCAGUUCCAGUGAGGCAGGUGGAGAAUCAGGUGAGCAGCACGUACAGUCGCAUCGUGGUCAUCAAACUGCUGACGUCUCGGGCUUCACGAGGCUUUUUCCCAGAAGGAGGUUGGAUUGAAGUGGACAUGCUGCGAGAUUUUGGGAAUAGCUUGUUUGUCUUCUUAGCUGGUGUUCGAUGAGAAUAUUAUCCUUAAUUUCAUGUCUCAGUCCAGGAACUGCAGAGCCUAGCUUAGCACAGAGGCUAAAGGCAGAAGAACCUGCUAGCCUGUAUGAAAACAAGACAACAGCUUCCUGUUUUUGUGUUCGUCUGAUAUACAUGAAAGCUAAUAGCUAACACAUCCACGAGAGAGGAAACAUGAUGGAAAGCAGACAAUUCUGUUAGUUUCAUGUGAGGAAGGUUACAGCCUCCUCAUCCUCCACACACAACUGAUGGUGUGUGUCCAGUGAAGCUGAAACUUCAGGUGAACAGGAACCUGCUGAGACCUGGACUUCAUACAGCCUGGAGGACCAACAGCUGCUGUCCAGAACUCAGUCCAGCCCGUCAGCUUCACCGUCAUGUCACAUGUAAAUCAGACAGCUAGCUAUGCUAGGCUAGUGGUGUACCCCUGCUUCCAGUCUUUGUGCUAAGCUAACAUGCUGGACUCACGGUACAGAAAUGAAGCUAAUAUGAAUUUUGUCAUUUGAUUCUGAUUAGGAUUAGGAUUAGAUUACUUGAAGACCAUAAAGGUGUUUAAAUAAAGUUACGUUCCAGACAGACAGACGGACGUGUUAAUGUGACGCCGCCGACAGCCAGUAAAUGUGUGAGAGAGAGCGAAGAGUUAAAUGAAGACGCUGUCACUAAACCACGAGUCUGUGUUCAGAUGUUGUUUCACUUCCUGCAUUCCUGUUUGUCAUGAGGUCCAGCCAUGGAAAUAUUAAAGAAGCUUUAUUUUGAAAUCCGUC
This is a messenger RNA of Chelmon rostratus (copperband butterflyfish), 2962 nucleotides long. Its product is annotated as GDP-Man:Man(3)GlcNAc(2)-PP-Dol alpha-1,2-mannosyltransferase-like. The transcript has 6 exons. Bases 23 to 1603 code for a protein of 526 amino acids. Gene Ontology annotation, biological process: protein N-linked glycosylation. The record is from RefSeq and is a predicted model, not a curated record. Gene Ontology annotation, cellular component: endoplasmic reticulum membrane. Lineage: Eukaryota; Metazoa; Chordata; Actinopteri; Chaetodontiformes; Chaetodontidae. Gene Ontology annotation, molecular function: GDP-Man:Man(3)GlcNAc(2)-PP-Dol alpha-1,2-mannosyltransferase activity.